Molecule: messenger RNA, 432 nt
Organism: Rotaria socialis
Lineage: Eukaryota; Metazoa; Rotifera; Eurotatoria; Philodinida; Philodinidae
Source: the annotation of a GenBank genome assembly
AUGGAAAUGGUUGAAUCGUCUCCGUUAGUAGAUCCACUUGUUGUAAAAACUUCACCGGAACCAGCGGCAAAUAAAUUUCAAGGUUCAUUUACAGAUCAUUUAGCUAAUGAGCGUACAUUCUUAGCAUGGAUACGAACUGGCCUUGGCAUAUUUGCUUUUGGAUGUGCUAUCGCACGAUUCGGUGGUGCAAAUGAUGUUCAAAAAACAUUUAAAGAUUCAUUUCAUGAAAUCAAGCCAAUUAUAUCUGGUUUACUUUUAGCUUUUGCUGGUGUUAUACUGUUAUUCUUUAGUAUUUAUAGAUUUUGUCGAGUUAAUCGACAAAUUAUGCACAGAGAUUUAACUGCAGCAUCGCAAAUACGCGAACCACUUAUUGCUGCGUUAGCAUUAAUUUUAUGUUUAACGGCUAUUCUAAUCAUUUUUGUUGUUCUAUAA